Messenger RNA from Histoplasma capsulatum G186AR, 684 nucleotides. Its product is annotated as vacuolar sorting-associated protein. NCBI's taxonomy places the organism in Eukaryota, Fungi, Ascomycota, Eurotiomycetes, Onygenales, Ajellomycetaceae. Bases 1 to 684 code for a protein of 227 amino acids. The transcript has 3 exons. Gene Ontology annotation, cellular component: multivesicular body; ESCRT III complex. Gene Ontology annotation, biological process: late endosome to vacuole transport; endosome transport via multivesicular body sorting pathway; protein transport. The record is from RefSeq and is a predicted model, not a curated record.
AUGGAGGCCCUUAAAACCGUGUUCUUCGGGCCCGAUCCUGCUGCCCAGAUGAGAAAAUGCAACAGCCUCAUCCGCGCCAACUCCCGCAAGCUAGAUCGGGACAUCGCCCAACUCAAGGCCCUAGAAAUCAAAACGAAGCAAUAUAUUGUCGCCGCAUCACGACGGGCAGAGCGUAACCCGUCGCAGGCUACACAGGCAGCCAAGGAGUCCCGUGUAUUCGCCCGUGAGAUGAUCCGCAUCCGAAAACAGAGCAGCCGGCUGACGACGAGUAAGGCGCAGCUGGAGAGCGUGAAGAUGCAGGUCAACGAGGCAUUCUCUGUACGGAAGAUUGAAGGAAGCCUCAGGGCUUCGACGGGAAUUAUGAAGAAUGUGAACCAUCUUGUGCGGCUGCCGGAGCUGGCGGGAACCAUGCACCAGUUGAGUAUGGAGCUUGUCAAGGCUGGUAUAAUCGAAGAGCUGGUCGACGAUAUGAUCCCCCAGGACCAGUUAUUGGAGGGCGAAGAGGAAGAGGCGGAUUCCGAAGUUGACAAGGUCCUUCAAGAAAUCUUGCAAGGCAAGCUGGCGAAGGUGGAAGGACUCAAGCCAGAAAACAAGGUGGAAGAGGGGCCAGUGGAAGAAGAAUUCGAGGAUCAGGAGGAAACUCUUGCUCAGAUGAGAGGGCGACUUGAGGCGUUGAAGAGUUGA